GUGCUUCCGCCGGAGGUGGUGGUUGCCUGGAAACAACUUAAAACAACCUCCCUCGUGGAAUGUUUCGCUGUACCGUCAGCAAGCUUGCCGCUGUGUAAAUAUGGAAGAUACUGACUUUAGUAACUACGAUAUCGGUAGAUUGCGAGCCGAGCUUGAACAGGAAACAGAACUUAAGGAAAUGCUUGAAGUGUCUGUGUCUGAGCUAAGAACUACCAUAGUACAACUGGAGAAGAGACUGCGUAAUGUACAAGACGAAGAGAGCGAGUGGAGGACCAGGUUCGAGACGCAGCUGGAUCUGAACGGCCAGCUCGAGCAGCAGAUCUGUCUCGUGCGGGAGAAGCUGGAGGACCUCCGAGGAAAUCCUGACGACCGCUUGUCCUCCAUACGGGCGUACGACGACAUGCCGGCGGACGCCCUGAAGCGGAUCCUGGAGCAGCUGGCCCGAGACAAGGCCAGCCUGCAGAACCAGCUGACGGACUGCGGUCGGAGGAUCGUACAGGAGGCGAAGGCGUACCAGAGAGCCAACGAAGAGAGGCGUGCGUACCAGGCGGAACUCGCAAAGGCUUCGCCAGCCCUGGGCCCCUGCAGGAGGCAGCAGCAGAUGGCCAGGCCUCUGGAGGCAGCGGACAGCGGGAUGAAGAGGGCUCUCGCCACGCAGACCCUGGAGAUGGCCGCGCGCGAGCCCGUCGGGAAGCCCGCGAGGACGUCUACGACCUCCAGCCGCCUGCCAAGGUUAAAGCGCUGAGUCUGAGCGGGGGGAGCGGUUACAGAGAGGAGACCGCGGCGCGGUCGCCAUUAGCAUGUGAGGCCCGUUCGUUUCUCUCACCACACAGUAUCCAGACGUCUCCGGUCAAAGCUAAUUUGCAGUUGCUAAUUUUUUCCCACUUGGAAGUGUGGAGACGACUGGCGGCGAACGUUAGCUUGCGAAACAGAAGCUGCGGUAUAUCCAAUUCACAUCGUGUUCAAAGCCCAGUGGCAGUUGGGAAUUUUAAGCAGCUCGAAUGAACAGGAAUGGCAGCUGUUCUGAAUAGGUUUUGGCUCCAUUAACGUGUAGACUUACAGUAUUGCUAAACCGAGACACUGUUUACUCAACGCUGGUUAAAAUAAGACGCUAAUUACCUGUACAGAACGUGUGAUGAACAAUAACCCCGAUCAGUGCCUUUUUUCGAUUACGUAUCUUGGCUUCACCUCUAGUUGUAAAAUCCCCACAAAAAAUCCAGUCCGAGUGCAUGUGAUUUUGGAUGCACCUUCCACACACAUACACACUGUGGAAUUUGCCUUUGAAUAUCAUGCAUAUAUAUAAUGUAAUAUAACCCCAGUGAGAAUCGCACCUCUCCCGCAAACACCUGUCAUGCAGUAAGAGGUGCGGAAACACUCUGUGAUUAAUUCUUUUAUGCAAGCGUAAUGAUUUUGUACAACUUGUAACCAAUAAUACCUGACCCACAUAAUGCCCCAAAAUGAGCUAUGCAGAAAAUCCUGCCUGGAGAUGCCUUACAUUGGCCUUCCUGUUCCCUCUUGUAUGAGUAGCACCCCAAGCAGUCGUUGUUUUUAACCUGUUUAUAGACUAUUGCUUUGGUCAGAGGCAGGUUGGGAGGGGGUCUCUCAUUGUUUCUUUCCACGUGUUUUAACCCUAUAAUGUGUGACAUCACAAGUAUGCGAUUAGAAUGUUCUUCGCUGAACAUUCUAAUGCUGAUGUCACAAUCACUACUGGCGAUUGAAAGCAACCGAGUUCUAGAACACUGACUUAGAAUGUUGAAAAGAACAUUCCAAAAAAAAAAAAAAAAAACCUACUCUUCAAAGGACUAAAGUGACUUAUGGGUCGUGACGGCCAAUCCAGCUAAGUGCACUGCGGCGUUCUCUCACGCGGUUGCGUGUGCCUGUCGGAGUGGGAGUUGCGCGGGAGGGGG
Messenger RNA from Anguilla anguilla (European eel), 1907 nucleotides. It is a transcript of the gene ccdc169, whose product is annotated as coiled-coil domain containing 169. Lineage: Eukaryota; Metazoa; Chordata; Actinopteri; Anguilliformes; Anguillidae. The coding region runs from base 101 to 745 and encodes 214 amino acids. The record is from RefSeq and is a predicted model, not a curated record. The transcript has 8 exons.